AAAUUGUUCAGACUGAGUCUCGUUGCUCGGUCUGAGCAUCUGCAGUGUACCGUGCCGGCUCGCGCUGUUCCUUUUCCCGACACGAAUGCAGGUGUAGAGACAUCUGCAUCUGUCAGUAGAUGCUGCUUUUGAAUAGACCUGAAGAACUGUAAACCACUUGUGAAACUCUUGCCUUGAUUAGCAGGGGAGGAGCGAGGAAGAAGACUUGCCAGACAAGAUCCAAAAGCAGUGCGACCUUCGCUUUUCUAAUAAGGUGAUUCUGAAACUGUGUAGACAGCUCCUACCCUGAGCUCCUGAGCUGCUUGUUGCAGGAGUUUGAAGAUGCAGCAAGACUGACAGUGAGGACAGAAGGAUCUCCCCUAAAGAAGUGCAGAGUCUGAGCUCCUGGCCAUGUCUAUCACAGAUCACAGCCCCUCCACGGGCGUGGUGACUGUGAUCGUGAUCCUGAUCGCCAUCGCGGCGCUGGGGGCCCUGAUCCUGGGCUGCUGGUGCUACCUCAGGCUGCAGAAACUCAGCCAGUCUGAGGAUGAGGAAAGCAUUGUGGGCGAAGGAGAAACCAAAGAGCCCUUCCUGCUGGUGCAGUACUCUGCUAAAGGACCCUGUGUGGAGAGGAAAGCUAAGCUGACUCCCAACGGCACCGAAGUUCACAGCUAACCUGGAGCAACACGUGUCGAUGGACUGACGUGUGUAACCAGCACAAGAAUCUAUACUGUGAAGAACCUGGUCACGUGCACACCACUCAUCAGAAAACACCCUGAUGAGAACUAAAUAAGCUUUGUUUGCAACUGCAUGCACUGAAAAGUUGCACUUUGCAUCAACUGUGUAUCCUAAUUCCUCUGUGACAGGAGCUGACUCGCCUGGCAUAACGUCCAUUGCCGGCAAUGGGCACAGGGAUAUACUGGUGUGAAGAGACUACUACCAGUUUUUUUUACUUGAAUGUUUAGCUGAGCCUAUUUUGAUGGAGCCACUACUGUAAUGUGAACUACUUUACAAUUGUGAACUGUAAAUAGGCCACCAGAAACUUUUGCUUUGUGUUCUGUAGCAUAUGGGAAUAAUAUGAUGCAACUGUAUAUAAUACACAAGGGGUCUCCUGAACCACAACCAUGGAUGGGAUCCCAAACCUUCAAAACCAAAUGUGCAGUUAUACCUUGCUUCUGCUACUGGAUUGAGUGCACAGCUGUAAAGUCAGAAGUCCUACUUUUAACAGUUUAUUGGACUGGUGCAGAGUAUUUACUUUGAAAAGGGAUAAGCCUUCAGUAAUAUGCUGAGGGAGGAAACAGGAGCUACAAGGAAGGGAUUUCCUUUAGCUGCAGCUAUCUAGGUUAAGUUUUGGCUGCUAGAACUGAGUUCUCUAUGUAGCCUACUGCAAAGAAACUGCCAUGCUAAUGGAUUCCCACCUGGGAACGAAUGAUGGAUACUGAAUCCUCAGGGAUGGUCCAGAAGGUUUCCAGGAGUCUGAAAUGGCAGUAGAGCAGGCUUUUCUCUUCUGUAGUCUGUGUGCUGAAACUGCAGAAGUGGUUCCUUAUCAAAAUGGGCUUAAGUGCAACUAGUAUGAAUUUUUCCUAGAACCCUGGUUUGUGUACUUAGCAGGUAGGAUGUAUGUUAACAGCCUGUUAUAAAAAGGCAUUUUAAUCCACAAACAGUCACCUAUAGAAUUCAGUUAAUGUAUCUUGUAGAUAACUCCCUGGAUUUAACUGUACUUCACAAGAGAAGCUUCAGUCUUUCCUACUCUUGGUAAUAGGGGCAAGGGAGACUGCUGGUCAGUUUGUAGAAGUUUUUAGCUACCAAGGGCCCAGUCCUUCCAGAUGAGAACAUACAUUUCCUGCUCUGUGCUAGAGUUCAGCUACAGUACUGUAAAAAUGUGUUAAAUGGGACAUUCUGGACCUCAAAGGUUUGGGGGGAGGACGGGGGA
Lepidothrix coronata (blue-crowned manakin) is the source of this 1912-nucleotide messenger RNA. It is a transcript of the gene SNN, whose product is annotated as stannin. The coding region runs from base 391 to 654 and encodes 87 amino acids. Gene Ontology annotation, cellular component: mitochondrial outer membrane. The record is from RefSeq and is a predicted model, not a curated record. The transcript is spliced from 3 exons. Lineage: Eukaryota; Metazoa; Chordata; Aves; Passeriformes; Pipridae.